AUGACUGUGGUUGAGUAUGAGGCCAAGUUUACUAAACUGGCUAGGUUUGCACUGCAUAUGGUCAACACCGACUAUAAAAAUGGGAGAAAAUUUGAUGGCAGUCUAUGUAACGAUAUCCUGGAAAGGGUGAAUGUACUGAAAUUGCCUACUUAUGUUGAUGUGCUAGAUCAGGCUUUAAUGUCAAAAACUAAUAUGGGCAAUGAAAAUAAAUCGUCUGAAUGGAAAGGUAAGAGACAAGGCUUCUUUUCAAAGAAGAAGAUAUUUAAGAAGCAAAGUACUGGUUCAUCGAGUUCUAGCUCUUCAAGGGACUCUGCACCAACAUGUAACAUCUGUGGUAGAAAACAUCGAGGGGUUUGUUACCACACAUUUGGGGCAUGCUUUUGGUGUGGAAAAACUGGGCAUAUGGUUAAAGAUUGUCCGCAGAAUGACCAAAAAGGUGGAAGGUUGUUCGCUAUUUCAACUGGAUAUAUCCCUGUACCAGGGAACACUGUGAGACCUACCGCUACCAAAGACAUAAUGAGGCAAGGGAGAGUCUUUGCACUCAUCCCAGGUGACACAUGGAAUACUGAAGUCGUUGUCUCAGGUACUAUCUCCACGUGUAAUCAAGAUACUUUUGUGUUAAUUGAUUCUGGAUCCACACAUUCCUUUGUGUCUACUAUAGUUGCAUCUAGAUUGAAUAGACCCCUAGAAUCAUUACCAUAUCUAUUGUGUGUAUCUAUUCCAUCUAGGGAAUCUGUGUCAUGUGCAUUUGUGUAUCGUAUUUGUGAUAUGCGUAUUGGCAAUGCUACUUUAUAUGUGGAUUUGUUACCGUUGGACAUUAGACAUUUUGAUGUGAUUUUGGGUAUGGAUUGGUUGUCUAAAUACUAUGCGACCAUCAAUUGUGUAACAAAACGAGUUAUGUUUAGACCACUAAGGCAUGAAGAAUUUGAGUUUGUUGACAGUUUUUCUGUUCAUAGGGACUUUCUAGAUGUAUUUCCUGAUGAACUGCCAGGGGAAUUGGUUGACAGAGAAAUAGAGUUUACUAGUGAUGUUGUACCAGGCAUCCAACCUAUCUCAAAAAGCCCCUUACAGAAUGUCUACUGUUGA
This is a messenger RNA of Camellia sinensis, 1086 nucleotides long. RefSeq lists its product as uncharacterized. The record is from RefSeq and is a predicted model, not a curated record. Gene Ontology annotation, biological process: proteolysis. Gene Ontology annotation, molecular function: aspartic-type endopeptidase activity; zinc ion binding; nucleic acid binding. NCBI's taxonomy places the organism in Eukaryota, Viridiplantae, Streptophyta, Magnoliopsida, Ericales, Theaceae.